Molecule: messenger RNA, 3941 nt
Organism: Chilo suppressalis (striped riceborer)
Lineage: Eukaryota; Metazoa; Arthropoda; Insecta; Lepidoptera; Crambidae
Source: the annotation of a GenBank genome assembly
UUUCAUUUAAUUAAAAUUGUAAUUAAGAAAUGAUAACCGUAUUAAAUAGUAUUAAUAAAAGCAAUUGAUAACUUCCGCUUACUAGUACACUUUUUGAAAGCGGAAGUGGUUGGUCCGCCAUAAUCGUUCGUGUGGGUCUGUGCUUGUGUGGUUUAGGUUUCUUACCGGUGCCAAUAAUUAUUUUUAAUUAGUAAUAAGUUAUGCGUAUGAAUCCAGACAUGGAUGAUGAUGAGAAGGGAAAACUGUUCGUUGGUGGCUUGUCAUGGGAGACGUCACAGGAGAAUCUGCAGCGCUACUUUUCGCGCUACGGGGAAGUUAUCGACUGCGUGGUGAUGAAGAAUAGCGAAUCGGGUCGCUCCAGGGGCUUCGGCUUUGUGACAUUUGCUGAUGCCACGUUAGUGAGCGUAGUUCUGCAGAAUGGACCUCACCAGUUGGACGGCAGGACUAUCGACCCGAAGCCGUGCAAUCCUCGUACGCUGCAGAAGCCGAAACGCGGCGGUGGUUACCCGAAGGUCUUCCUGGGCGGUCUGCCUUCCAACAUCACUGAGACCGACCUUAGGGUGUUCUUUGGCCGCUAUGGCAAGGUCAUGGAGGUCGUCAUCAUGUACGACCAAGAGAAGAAGAAGUCCAGGGGCUUCGGUUUUCUGUCGUUUGAAGAUGAGAUGUCCGUCGAGCGUGUGACCUCUGAGCACUUCAUCAACCUCAAUGGGAAACAGGUGGAGAUUAAACGCGCGGAACCUCGCGACGGGUCGGGUAAACUCGGCUCAGGGUCGGGCGGCAUGGGCGGCGGGGCCAUGAGCGCGCCCGGGGACGCGCCGCAGGCUGGCCAGUGGGGCCCGCCCGCCGCCGCGCCCAUCAACAUGAUCCAGGGCCAUAACGGCCAGAUGGGCGGCCCGCCGAUCAACAUGCCGAUGGCCGGCCCGAACAUUAUGCAAGGGUACCAAGGCUGGGGCACUUCACCCGGCCAGACGUCGUACGCUGGCUACGGCGCGGCGGGUGCGGGCGCCGGCCCCGGUAACUACCAGGGCUGGGGCGCCCCGCCCGCGCCCCAGGCCCCGCCCCAUGCGCCCGCCUGGCCCGCCACCAACAACUACACGCAGCACACGCAGCCGCCUGCGCAGGGAUACGGCAGCUACGCGAACUACAGCUCGGCGCCGGCGGGCGCGUCCGCGGGGGGAAGCUGGACUAACUGGAACAUGCCGCAGAACUCCAACUCCACGGGCUCAGGCUCGUACGUGCCGCUCUCCGAAGGCGGCGAGAUGUAUGGGCGCGGCGGCGCCGGCGGCGGGGCGGCGCAGCCCCCGCUGUCCGCUGCGGGGGUGCUCUCCUCCGCGGCGCUGUCCAAGUCCUCGUCCGCCGACUACUCCACAUACCAGCAGUACCCGCCCGCCUACCAGCAGGACCAGGGCUCCACGUACGGCGCGUCGCGCUACGCCGGCGAGUUCCACGCGCCCGCUGCGCAGCCCCCAGGGGAUGAUUAUGAGUACACAGGCGGGUCUGGAGACGGCUAUCAGCGAUCUUCGAAGCGCAGCUAUCAUGGGACGUCCUCUAGCGGCACAGCAUCGGCAUCAUCCUACCAUCCCUAUAGGCGUUAACGAGUGACCUGCAGGUCGCUUCUGCUCGCCUGGUACACGAGCUGUACUCAGCUCGCUCCCCUUACAUUUCCAAUGUAAGAAUUCCAAUACUACAAUAAAACUUGAACAUGUUCAACUGUAUAUGAUGUUUAAGAUCAGCUGUUACGUUCACAAGUAAUCUCUAACCCCCUUUUUUAGAAACGAGGAAUAAGCUUAGGAACUAGUUACGCCGUGUUUUGUUCACAUCACAUAAAUGACGUUUGCCAUUCAAUUAACGGAGACGAAAUACAUUGUAAAUAAUCCAAGCUUAUUCUGUGUUUAUUUGUAAGGGGGAAACGGUUUUGAAUUGCUUUAAAUAUUGCAUCACUGUACGUCGUUUGGCAAAUAGUGCAUAUAAGGUUCGAAUCCGUAUGCGAUAAUUGUAUUUGGCGGCUGAGCUCCAGCUUUGAACCGUACUUUCAAUACUUUCCAACUUAGGGUUCUCUUGCUAGGAAUUGACUUCAUCAUUAAUUUUGACUUGAUACUCGCAUAAGAAACCAUAAGGUUAGGUACGUCGAGCUGUAGGUAUACUGUAACAUAUUGUAUCUUUCUUACGAACGCAAUCACGAAGUUUGUAAAUGGUUUUAAUUGAAAAUCCGCUUAUAAGAAGUGCCUCAUGUUAAGUUCGCAUUUUUGUAGUAAUUAUUUUAGAUGACUAGACAUUUACUGAAUCAGUAAGUAAGUACAUUGCAUUUACCUCCGGUGUUAUUGGUUCUACCUCAGCAUGUUUUCUUAAUGCGCGCGUGAACUCCGAGGACUUCUUAGAAGAUGGUUUUCCUUGAUUUUAUUGUUUAGGUUAGAAUAGGUUUUUCUUUUUGGACAUAUUUGUGUAGAUGCGGACUUUUGUUUCUCCAUUUUUUUAAACGGAAAUUAUCAGUUGUAACAAAGAUUCUUUUAUGAAUAUGCUGUUGUUUCAAAUAUUUCACUUUGUAAAUAGACUUGCGCUUGCAAAAGCAUUAUUUAAAACUUACUAUAAUAUUCCUCGCAUGUUACUGUGCUACCCAUUUUAAUUUUGAUGCAGAUAUCGGCUCACAAUUUAUGAAUUUUAACUAGAUACUGUAAGCUUGUUAGGAUGAAAAUUUAAGAUGAACUUACAAUUCUAAAAGUUGCAUAUUUUUAUACAAAUUAUUGAAUAUCUAGGUAAUAACGAUUACGGAUCGUUCCAUAUUUUACGACUAUGUUGGAAAAAGAGAGUCAAAACAACAAUUUAUUCUUUUUGUAAGAAGUUUUUAAUGAAAAUAAUCUGUUUUUUUUUGGGAUUGGAUGCCCAUUAUUAAAUAAAAGAAAUGCAAAUUAUAACAUGUUCACAUUUUUUUUUCUCAAAUCAUAUUAAAUUGUAAUAAUUUUGCAGACAUCCUUCUAUGCUUUUGACGAGUACCCCAAUAUGCUUACGUAUUAUGUAAUUUUACUUUUGUAAUCAUGUAAAAAAUGAUUUAGUUUUUUUUUUAUUUCUUAAUCCCAAUUUUAUGCAUUUAGGGUAAAAAGUAUACUGUCAAAAUGUUAAUUUUUGUUCAAAAUCAUUUAUGUAUGAUUGAAUGAUUGUGCAGGUUUGUAAUGUCUGCUACGAUAAAGAUUCUAUUAAAUUGUUUUAACUACUUUUGUAACUUUCCGAGAAAUUCUGAAGUCCUAAUUUUGACUCUUGUAUUUUUGUUUACUUUGAAUAAAAGUACUAAUUACUUCAAGUUUUAUUUGAAUUCUCUGUUAAAAUCUAGAUGGCGCUAGGUUUGAUUUCCCCUAGUUACAUAGUUCAUAGUAGGAUUAGUUUAUAACACGUAUACAUAGUGGUCUAAAAAAACUAUUUUUAUAAUGAAACUUAUUUAUUACUAAUCAUUUUGAAUUACAUUUUGUAGCGGAAGUAGAUAGGACUUUUUAAAUAUACAUACAAUAUAAAUAAUGUACCAUUUAAAUCUUAUGAUGUCGGCUAAGCACAAUCAAAACUAAUCAAAGCUAUAUUUUAUGUAAUGAAAAUUUAAUUAUUUUAAUUACUUUAAAUAUCAAAGAUGUAUAAUAUCAAAUAGAUUUUAAUGUACAUGUUCUUAAUAAUAGAUCGAAUUAAAUUUUAAAAACAUUUAAACGUUAGACGGUUGUUAAUGUUAGGUCACAAAUAUACAAAUUAUUCUAGAUAUUUAGUAUCUAUGUUUAAUAUUAGGCUUUAAAAUUAAGAGUUUUUAUAUUUAGCAGACAGGAAUAAUUAUUAGCUUAGCCAUAUCAAAUACUGGACAGUAGAGAUAAUUUAACCAAUUAAUGCAUUAAUAUCUAAGUUUGGCUUAUUAGAAUUUAUGUUAUUAAAACGUGAUCUUUAAAAACUAGCUUUACGGAAAAUUCUUA